Messenger RNA from Penicillium olsonii, 1920 nucleotides. The record is from the annotation of a GenBank genome assembly. Lineage: Eukaryota; Fungi; Ascomycota; Eurotiomycetes; Eurotiales; Aspergillaceae.
AUGAGCGGUCACACACUCCCUGUUGAUUUGAAGCAAUUCAAGCACCUGAAGCUUGACCCCAAGACCCCUCAGCUGUCCGCCCAGCAGAAGAGCGAUCUGCUGCACAACAUCAAUAUCUUCAGAGAUGCUCUAGUGGCCUUCACAGCCACCGGUGCUGCUCGUGGUGUCUCCGGACACACCGGAGGUCCCUUCGAUACCGCCCCCGAGGUCUGCAUCCUGCUGGCCUUCAUCAAUGCCAACCCCAACAAGUGGGUGGAUGCUCUGUACGACGAGGCCGGCCACCGUGUCGCCACGCAAUACCUCCUCGCUGCCCUGGAUGGCAAGAUUGAGCCUGACCACUUGCUCAACUACCGUGCCGCCGACUCUCACCUCCCCGGCCACCCCGAGCUUGGCUUCACCCCCGGUGUGAAGUUCAGCUCCGGUCGUCUCGGUCACAUGUGGGGCAUGGUCAACGGUAUUGCCAUGGCCAACAAGGAUAAGAAUGUCAUCAUGCUGGGCUCCGAUGGCUCCCAGCAGGAGGGUAACGAUGCCGAGGCUGCUCGUCUUGCUGUUGCCCAGAAGCUGAACGUUAAGCUGUUCAUCGAUAACAACGAUGUGACCAUUGCCGGACACCCCUCACAGUACCUCAAGGGCUACGAGAUUGGUCGUACCCUCGAUGGCCACGGUCUGAAGGUGCUCCGCGCCGAGGGAGAGAACGUCGAGUCUCUUUACUCCGCCAUGUGCGAGGUCAUCAACUACGACGGUCCCGCCGCUGUGAUCGUUGACCGUAAGAUGGCCCCCGGUAUUGAGGGCAUUGAGGGGGAGACCCACGCCCACGAUGUCAUUACCGUGGACAUUGCCCGCAAGUACCUCACCAAGCGCGGCUACAGCGAGAAGCAGCUUGCCUUCUACGACCAGAUCAAGCCUGGCUCCAACCCUCACACCUACAAGGGUUCUACCAAGGACAAGGGUGGAAACCGCACCAUCUUCGGUGACGCCGUCAACGACAUCCUUGACAAGCUCAGCAAGGAAGAGGCCCAGCGCCGCGUCAUGGUCAUUGACUCUGACCUUGCCGGUUCCACCGGUCUCAAGGCUAUUGGUGCCAAGCACCCCGAGUCCUUCGUUGCAUCCGGUGUGAUGGAGCGAGGCAACUUCUCCGCUGCCGCUGGAUUCGGCUUCGGUAGCAACGGUGAACGCCAGGGUGUGUUCUCCACCUUCUCUGCCUUCCUGGAGAUGUGUAUCUCCGAGAUCACCAUGGCUCGCCUGAACGACUGCACUGUGCUCUCCCACUUCUCCCACAGUGGAGUUGACGAGAUGGCCGACAACACCUGCCACUUCGGCCUGAACCACUUCUUCGCCGACAACGGUCUCAUGGAUGCCGCCAGCACCUCGCUCUACUUCCCCGCCGAUGGCGAGCAGAUGAAGGCUGUCGUCAACGAGGUCUUCUGGAACAAGGGCCUGCGUUUCAUCUUCUCCACCCGCUCCAAGGUUCCCUACAUUCUGAAGGAGGGCACCGAGAGCAAGCUCUACGGCGAGGGCUACAAGUUCGUCCACGGCAAGGAAGAGAUCGUCCGCAAGGGUUCCGCCGGUUACAUCGUUUCCUACGGUGACAUGCUCUACCGCUCCCUGGACGCCGUCGAGAACCUGCGCGCCGAGGGUCUCGACGUCGGUCUGAUCAACAAGCCUACUCUGAACGUCGUCGACGAGGAGACCAUCAAGGUGUACGGAUCCUCGCCCUUCGUCCUGGUCGUCGAGUCCAUUGCCCAAAAGACCGGUCUCGGCUCCCGUCUCGGAACCCACCUCCUGGAGCGCAAGUUCACCCCCAAGUUCAAGUCCAUCGGAGCCAUCAAGGAAGGCUGCGGUGGUCUGUACGAGCAGGUCAACGCCCAGGGUCUCGGCCCGGCCGAUAUCAUCGCCGCCGUGAAGGAGGUUUCCAAAUAA